AACUUUUUCUAUAGUCAUUCUUAUAAUACGUAAGGAUUUAUUUGUACCCACGUAUUACAAGUGCGAUUUAGUGGGUCGGUUUUCCUCUACCUGUGUCUGUGGUUCUUUUUCGUGGAGGAUUUCCACGUAAAUCCUUUUGCUUAUCAUAUCGCUUAUUGCUGUCCGUUCAUAACACUACUUGUCAUCUGAAAGUUGUACAGAACAGAUAUGGAUAGAGAUUAUCUGGGAAAAUUGAUUCUGGGAUUGCUUACGUGGGGAGGAAUUGAUUUUUUGAGGAAAAGAUUGUUAAGUAAAAAGGAGGAGAAAGCUUCAACAAACGUUCAUGAUGCAAAGAUGGAUUAUGCGAGUCAGCUACCAGAUGAGGUUUUGUCUUACAUUCUCGAACGUAUGACACUAAAAGAUGUUGUUAAGACGAGCAUUUUAUCUAGAAGGUGGAGAUAUGUGUUUGCUUCUAUGGCUAAAUUACGAUUCAGCCUUGACACGAUUGGUGUCUUUAACUAUUAUUUAGAUCAUACAUGUCACCCUUACUAUCAGCGAAAAUUCUUGCAAGUUGUAAAUCAGUUUUUGCAACUUUAUUUGGGUCGUCGUAAAGUGGUGGUUGAUCUUGAAAUGCACAUUUUCAUUGUGAGAGAGCUUUCCAGUGAAUUUGGCCAGUUGAUGCAUUCUGUUUCACAAUUAGGUGUUGAAAGAUUACAUCUCAACUUUAGCUGUGGCAAGUUUUUUCCUACCUCAGGUGCCAUUGACCUCUGCCCCAACAUGUUUUUCGAAUUUUCCCUUGAGCUACUCUCUCAGGCAUCCUCCUUGAAAUAUUUGUCUUUGAGUGUUUGCAUUGUAAAACCAAGUGUCACACUCCGUCUCAACUCCCUCAAGAGCCUUUUCUUGACGAGUGUUCUGGUAAAAAGCGGACAACUUGAGAGUAUUUUGUCCUCGUGUUUGAACCUUAGUCAGUUAAUCAUAAAACAUUGCAAGCUUCCGCUUGAGCUGUGCAUCUCUGGUGCAGUAAGAACUGUUCUUUUUGCUGAUUGCGGCGGAUUGAAAGAGAUUGAUCUUCAGGCUACAAAUCUUCGUCGGUUUGAGUGUUUGUUUGAUGACAAAGUAAGGUUUUACUUUUCUUCUGUUCCUUCGUUGGAACGUGUAAAAAUUGGUCUUCGCGGAGAUGCUUCAAUGCCAUACAUAUUUGGUGAAUUUGCAACGAAUAUACCUGCUCAGGUUAAAUCUUUAAUAGUCACAGCCUUUUAUACCCAGGCAACACACUUGCCAACAGAGAUGCAGAUAUUCGGAAACCUUAGGAUGUUAGCCUUGCUAUUUGAAAGCACAUACGACUCUGACAUAGUCAAAGUUUCCCCCGUCUUAGACGCCUGUCCUGUUCUUCAAUAUCUGGAUAUAUUGCAACACAAGACAUAUAGGCAAAAGGCAAGAGGAAGUCACAUAAGGUCUCCUUUAUCUCCUACAUAUCACACUGAGCUAAAAGAAGUGAGAUUCGGUGGAUUUCAUGGAACAAGAGAAGAGAUUGAACUUGCUAUUUAUAUUCUGACAAGUGCAACGGUACUCGACCAGAUGUUACUCAGCCAGUACUCAAUCGGCCCAUAUUAUAAAGCUUAUUAUGGUCAUGAUAUAUGGGAGAAAAGAGAACCAGAACGCGUCUCAAUCCAACAACUACUCCUUGGCCAAGCUGUCUCUAGUAGUACUGUGGUGAUCAUCCAAUAGGUUCCUGUACAAAAAACUAGCACAUUGCGACCAUUAGUGCCUUUUUGGUCGCAAUGUGCUAGUUUUUUUUUUUAGACAUGAUGCGUUAUUAUUUUAGCUUAACAUAAUGAUUUAUAUGAACCGUCAUUUAAUUUAG
This is a messenger RNA of Capsicum annuum, 1843 nucleotides long. RefSeq names its product putative F-box/LRR-repeat protein At4g15060. The record is from RefSeq and is a predicted model, not a curated record. Bases 208 to 1707 code for a protein of 499 amino acids. The transcript has 5 exons. Lineage: Eukaryota; Viridiplantae; Streptophyta; Magnoliopsida; Solanales; Solanaceae. Gene Ontology annotation, molecular function: protein binding.